GAGACGAGGGGAGGGGAGAAAGGGGCCAGGUUAUUUGAAGGGUAAUAUAAUUCCCUUAGGUCACUGUUAAAAAGAAACAAAGUGAGAACAUACAUUUGCCAGGCUUCCCAUCACAGAUUUCCUAUCUUCUCCAUAUCCUCUCGUCCCUUCGCUGCUCCUACGGUGGCUCUGGCAUGGUUUGGUGGAUGGCUGAGACUCGUGAGCGUCUAUGGGGGCCCUCUUCGCUAUUCUCGUUUCGAUACCUUCCUAUGCCAUUGAAGACAUCACGAUCAACCCAAAGAGGUCUUAGGUGCUGUCUGUCUACUAUGUUGGGGCUGGGUGAAGGUCUCUUAAGCGCUACAUACUCUGAAAACAAUAAAGUAGCCAGUUCAGGAGACUACACUGAGGAGAGGAGGUGGAACUCAGGGUGCGUAUCUUUUUUGGCACCAGAAGCAGUGAAGACGAAGCACUUGAGCGACAGAAGAGGCGUCAUGGCUACAGGAGCCCAUUCUUCACGAGAAUCCGCAUAUGUCGAUCAAUGGGCUUGAAAUAGCGCGCUGGUGAACGCUCAGGGUUGAAGUUGGGUCACUGACAGCAAAUCGUGCAUAUGCAGGUCAGCCUAUGAUUGGGUCUGUCUGGAAUGCACAUUAAU
Messenger RNA from Aspergillus welwitschiae, 631 nucleotides. RefSeq lists its product as uncharacterized. The coding region runs from base 174 to 527 and encodes 117 amino acids. NCBI's taxonomy places the organism in Eukaryota, Fungi, Ascomycota, Eurotiomycetes, Eurotiales, Aspergillaceae. The record is from RefSeq and is a predicted model, not a curated record. The transcript has a single exon.